UACUUAGAUUGUUUAGGGCCUCAGCCUCAUACAAAGCACAAGCUAAUUUAUUGUUGCCCCUCACUUUGUUGACAGUGAGAGCAUAUGCAUAGGCCUUGAUGCUGGGGCAUGCGUUCCACCGCCACCACCACCACCACCACCCUCUAAAACUCUCAAUCCCACCGAAGAUCAGCACCCAAGACGCAUCACCAUGGCUGCCCCCGGCGCCUCUCCUCUCCAAGUACCCAACCCUACAACACCUCCACUCCUGCACCACCAUGCACCACCUCCGCCAACUCCACGCCCACACCCUCGUCUCUGGCUCUAUACACGACAACUUCGUCGCCUCCCGCCUCCUCUCCUUUACUGCCCUCUCUCUCUCCGGCGACCUCCCUUACGCCCGCCUCCUCUUCCGCUCGCUUCCGUAUCCUGACACCUUCAUGGCCAACACCCUCAUCAGAUCAUACACCUCUGUUUACGGUGCACCACUACAAGCCCUCGAAUUCUAUGUUCUUGUCUUGAGCUCCGGCAUUAAUCCAGACAUCCAUACACUACCCCUCGUCCUUAGAGCCUGCUCGGAUGCAGGAGCCCUCUCACUCGGUUCCGCACUCCACGCAUAUGUGAUCAAGCGGGGGUGGACUAAUUACUCCAAUGUCACGAACUUUGUUGUUAAGAUGUACUCUGAGUGUGGCUCGAUCGAGCUCGCGCGGAGAGUGUUUGAUGAAAUGCUCCAACUAGACGACGCCUCAUGGAAUGUGAUGCUUGGGGGUUACGCAAAUAAUGGGAUGUUAGAGGAGGCACAGGGCUUCUUCGAGCAGAUGCCGGAGCAUGAUGUCAUCUCAUGGAGCGUGAUGAUCACGGGUCUUUGUCGCCAGAGUAAAUUUCGAGAAGCACUCAUGUUGUUUCGUGAUAUGUUAGAAAUGGGUAUUUCACCAAACGAGAGUGUUACAGUGAAUGUGCUCUCUGCGUGUGCGUACUUGGGGGCGCUGGACCAGGGGAAAUGGCUCCAUGCAUACGAUGAGAGAAAGCGUGCGAGCCUGACGGUGAAGACUGGCACCGCUCUGAUAGAUAUGUACGCAAAGUGCGGGUGUAUCGAUGAAGCUUUGAAAGUGUUUCAUGGAAUGAAGGAGAGGAAUGUCUUGGCUUGGAGCGCAAUGAUCGUGGGGUUAGCAGCAAAUGGCCGACCUGAUGAUGCGCUCGGGCUCUUCUCUCUAAUGGAAGACUCAUGUGUUAAGCCAAACGAUGUAACCUUCAUUGGGGUGCUUAGUGCUUGUAGCCAUGCGGGCUUGGUGAGCCAGGGGUGUGACUACUUCCGCUCGAUGAGAGAGGUUCAUGGGAUCGAACCCACUGUUCAUCACCAUUGUUGCAUGGUAGACCUAUACGGCCGAGUUGGUCUAUUAGAAGAAGCUCUCGAAUUGAUCCAAAGCAUGCCCAUCGAGCCCAAUUCUGCGAUUUGGGGGGCACUGCUAAGCGCCUGUAAACUUCAUGGAAAUUUGAAGUUAGGGGAGAUGGUGGGGAAGAAGCUCAUUGAUUUGGAGCCGAAUCAUGGAGGUCGGUACGUCCUCCUAUCGAACAUAUAUGCAGCUGCUGAGAGGUGGGAGGAGGUCGCGGAGAUGAGGAGGCUGAUGAGAGAGAGGGGCGUGAGAAAAACUCCAGGGUGUAGUUUCAUAGACGUAGGAGGAAAGGUGCAUGAGUUUGUAGCAGGAGAUAAUUCUCACCCUCAAAGCAAGAGGAUCUAUUUGAUGUUGGGUGAGAUGGGUGAGAGGCUAAGGUUAGCUGGUUAUGAACCCAACAAGGGUCAGGUCUUGCUUGAUAUGGAUGAGGAGGAGAAGGAGAUUGCUCUUGGCCAUCACAGUGAGAAGCUGGCAAUAGCAUUUGGGUUCAUUAACAGUGAACCAGGCACACCGAUAAGAAUCACGAAGAACCUUCGGGUGUGUGAAGAUUGCCAUUUCGCCACGAAGUUAUUGUCGAAAACCUAUGGUCGAGAAAUCAUCGUGAGGGAUCGGAGUCGAUUCCAUCAUUUCAAGGAUGGUUCAUGUUCUUGCAAGGACUUCUGGUGAAUCCUUUGAAUGGGGUUGCUGUUAAUGGAUCAAAGCUUUUUGAUCCCUGUUUAGUUUGUAUAUGAACUAUGAUUGUACUGAACUUAUGAAAUUGCUUGCCAAAGGGGAAAGAAAGUAUUUUUUGUUAAUGGUAAAAAAAAA
Messenger RNA from Amborella trichopoda, 2180 nucleotides. Lineage: Eukaryota; Viridiplantae; Streptophyta; Magnoliopsida; Amborellales; Amborellaceae. The record is from RefSeq and is a predicted model, not a curated record.